UCUCCUUCCUUUUCUGCGUGGAUUUUUUACUUUUCUUUUUACAAAUUUCUUCCCCAUAAAAAUGUAUUUUUAAAAUUCAUUUCAAGGUCUUCCUACCUCCUUCACUUAUGUAAUUUACAUACUUUGCCCCGAGCUCCAAUUGCCACCCUUGCACCCAUUUCUCUUCAAGUAGCUGUCUCGCUUGAAUUUUCAAAUUUGAACUUAAUACUUUGGAAAAAUAUUUGUACAAGCCAAAACUAUAGGAAAAUAUAAAAAAAUGUAUUUUUCAUCCAAUAAAGUAAACAGAUCCCUUAAGUCUGGUAAUAAAGAUACAAUAUAUAAUCUGCCGUUGUAUUCUCAUAUAUUAGAUAAGUAUUUUGUUAAACAAAUAAAUAGGCUCAAACUUAAGCGUUUGAUUAAACAAUAAAUAUCCUUGAUUACAGUCUCAAUAUCUUCAACGACCUCUCAACAGUUAUUAGAUUCUAGAAAACAGUGACUCAACUUAACAAAAUGAUAUGUCUAUUCAAAGGACUGAUGUCUUUUGCGACAUUUAUACUUUUCCUACCUGAAGGAUAUACACAUCAAUCAUUUCGUAUAGCAGCCAUGACCCGUGGAUUUAAUGUGAACGACACCAAUCCUGAAAUAUUAGGUGGUUCUCAUCAUCAUUGCUACCGGAAAUGCACUGCGGGCGACGUGCGAACUUGUUACUACAGUUUCACUCUAGUCCAAUAUACAUCGAUGAGUUUCGUCUGUGGCGAAUGUCCCUAUAUAAGGACAGACUGUUACAAAAAUGGAUGUAUUUCUGCUGGUGGUUACGUGCGGUCUGUUACCGUGGCAAAUCAUAUGCUUCCCGGUCCAAGUAUACAGGUUUGUCAAGGAGACACGGUACGGGUGGACGUGAUUAAUACUUUUACCAGUGACAGUACUACUAUACAUUGGCAUGGGAUACAUCAAGUAGACAGUCCUUACAUGGAUGGGACACCUUAUUUAACUCAGUGUCCAAUUGCACCACACAACAGUUUCCAGUAUCAGUUUGUGGCUCAGCCAGCUGGAACUCACAUAUGGCAUUCCCAUAUAGGCUUUGAAGAAGCAGAUGGAUUAUACAGCAGUUUAAUUGUACGCAAGAACGACGAUCCACUUGCGAAAUAUUAUGAUUAUGAUUUGGCAGAUCAUGUUAUGAUAAUUUGGCAUUGGUAUCAUUCGUCGACUGCAGCGAUUCUGACGGCAGCACUUCACACCAGUGACUCCGUUUCCGGUUAUAGCUUUCUUAUCAAUGGCUUAACAGCUGACAUUGAAUACACUAAGGACAAUAUUACGUAUACUACUCCUAGAGCAGUGUUCAAUGUUGUACAGGGCCAACGAUAUCGAUUUAGGGUGAUUUACAAUAAUGCCGUGUACUGUCCCGUACAAGUCUCCAUCGAUAAUCACACGUUGUUGAUGAUUGCUUCAGAGAGUGGAACCUUUGAGCCUGUAGAAGUGGAUUCUUUUAUGAUCAACGGUGGCGAAAGAUUUGACUUUGUUCUGUCGGCUAAUCAGACACCAGACAACUAUUGGAUAAGGUACAGAGGAGUUGGUGAUUGUGAAACAAGUUUAGUGACUGUGUCAAAGGAAGCUAUUCUACGUUACAAUGGCGCAGAUAAUAUUGAACCAUCAGGUACAACAACCUACGAGGAUGCAAACAGAGCCGGAGUGUUGUUCAAUGCAGUGCAAAUGUCGACAAAUAAUUAUCCCAACAAUACAGUGAUCAAAGUAGUUGACCUGAAUAAUACUGCGACGAAUCCUGCAAACAUUUCAGGGACACCUGACUAUACUUUUUAUCUACAUUUCUUAUUUAAUACUUUCAAUUCGUUCCAUUCUCCUGGUCCAUAUCCUCAAAUAAAUAAUAUAAGCUUCGAAUAUCCAUCCUUUCCUCUCUUAACGCAGUAUGAGCAUAUAACAGACGAUAUCUAUUGUACAGAGGAUAAUGAUACUGCUAAAGAAUGCAUAGGUGAUUAUUGCACCUGUCCAUACCUCUAUCCGGUAUCAAAAAACAGUUUGGUAGAAGUAGUUUUGGUGGACCUUAGUUUGAAUAGAGACCAGGAUCAUCCAAUGCAUUUGCAUGGGUACGAGUUUUAUGUUGUAGCAAUGGAAUCCGUAGGUGUUAACAUAUCGCUUGACGAAAUUAAAAGGCUCAAUGAGGCGGGAUUGCUUGAUAAGAAAUUAUAUGGUGCUCCAGUAAAAGACAAUAUAGGUGUGCCAUCCAGAGGGUAUACCAUCAUACGUUUCGUAGCGAGUAACCCUGGAUACUGGUUCUUCCAUUGUCACGUGACAAAUCAUGCGGAAAUGGGUAUGGGGGUAGUUUUUAAAGUUGGCGAACACGAAGAAAUGAUACAACCACCAAAGACUUUUCCACGCUGUGGUAAUUGGAAACUCACUGCAAGUUCAUCAAAUGGAGACAGAUCGUUAUUCAAAUUUUUCAGAUAUAAUGUUGUAAUUGUACUGUUAUUAGUAUUUUCGUUGCUUGAUUAAAAAUAUAAAUAGUUAUUCACACCGCUCA
Molecule: messenger RNA, 2515 nt
Organism: Cephus cinctus (wheat stem sawfly)
Lineage: Eukaryota; Metazoa; Arthropoda; Insecta; Hymenoptera; Cephidae
Product: laccase-4
Exons: 10
Coding region: 490-2487 (665 amino acids)
Biological process (GO): iron ion transport
Cellular component (GO): plasma membrane
Molecular function (GO): oxidoreductase activity; copper ion binding
Source: RefSeq, a predicted model, not a curated record